AUGCCCACCAUGCGGAGGACCGUGUCGGAGAUCCGGUCCCGCGCCGAGGGUUAUGAGAAGACUGAUGAUGUUUCGGAGAAGACGUCACUGGCUGACCAGGAGGAAAUAAGGACUAUAUUCAUCAACCAGCCCCAGCUGACAAAAUUCUGCAAUAACCAUGUCAGCACUGCAAAAUACAACAUAAUCACAUUCCUUCCAAGAUUUCUCUACUCUCAGUUCAGAAGAGCCGCUAAUUCAUUUUUUCUCUUUAUUGCGCUGCUCCAGCAAAUACCUGAUGUAUCACCAACAGGUCGCUAUACAACACUGGUUCCUCUCUUAUUUAUUUUGGCUGUGGCAGCUAUCAAAGAGAUAAUAGAAGAUAUUAAACGACAUAAAGCUGAUAAUGCGGUGAACAGGAAACAGACUCAAGUUUUGAGAAAUGGUGCUUGGGAAAUUGUGCACUGGGAAAAGGUGGCAGUAGGGGAAAUAGUGAAAGUGACCAAUGGGGAGCAUCUCCCAGCAGAUCUCAUCAGCCUGUCCUCAAGUGAGCCACAGGCCAUGUGCUACAUUGAAACAUCCAACUUAGAUGGUGAAACAAACCUGAAAAUUAGACAGGGCUUACCAGCAACAUCAGAUAUAAAAGACAUUGACAGUUUGAUGAGACUCUCUGGCAGAAUUGAGUGUGAAAGUCCAAACAGACAUCUCUAUGAUUUUGUUGGAAACAUAAGGCUUGAUGGACACAGCACUGUCCCCCUGGGAGCAGACCAGAUUCUUCUUCGAGGUGCUCAGCUGAGAAAUACACAGUGGGUUCAUGGAAUAGUUGUCUACACUGGACAUGACACUAAGCUAAUGCAGAAUUCGACAAGUCCGCCACUUAAACUCUCAAAUGUCGAAAGGAUUACAAAUGUGCAGAUUUUGAUUUUAUUUUGUAUUUUGAUUGCCAUGUCUCUUGUCUGUUCUGUGGGCUCGGCCAUUUGGAAUCGAAGGCAUUCUGGAAGGGACUGGUAUCUCAAUCUAAACUAUGGUGGUGCUAAUAAUUUUGGACUGAAUUUCUUGACCUUCAUCAUCCUUUUCAAUAACCUCAUUCCUAUCAGCUUGCUGGUGACAUUAGAAGUGGUGAAAUUUACCCAGGCAUACUUCAUAAAUUGGGAUCUUGACAUGCGCUAUGAGCCCACCGACACUGCCGCUAUGGCUCGGACCUCUAACCUGAACGAGGAGCUUGGCCAGGUAAAAUAUAUAUUUUCUGACAAAACUGGUACUUUGACGUGCAAUGUCAUGCAGUUUAAGAAGUGCACCAUAGCCGGAGUGGCUUACGGCCAUGUCCCUGAACCCGAGGAUUAUGGCUGCUCUCCUGAUGAAUGGCAGAGCUCACAGCUUGGAGAUGAAAAAACAUUCAGUGAUUCAUCAUUGCUGGAAAACCUCCAAAAUAAUCAUCCCACUGCACCAAUAAUAUGUGAAUUUCUCACAAUGAUGGCGAUAUGUCACACAGCAGUACCGGAGCGGGAAGGUGAUAAGAUUAUUUACCAGGCAGCAUCUCCAGAUGAGGGAGCCUUGGUCAGAGCAGCCAGGCAGCUGAAUUUUGUUUUCACUGGAAGAACGCCUGACUCAGUGAUUAUAGAUUCACUGGGGCAGGAAGAAAGAUAUGAGUUGCUCAAUGUCUUGGAGUUCACCAGCGCUAGAAAGAGAAUGUCAGUGAUUGUUCGCACUCCAUCCGGGAAGUUACGACUUUACUGCAAAGGAGCCGACACUGUAAUUUAUGACCGACUGGCAGAAACUUCAAAAUACAAAGAAAUUACCCUAAAACAUUUGGAGCAGUUUGCUACAGAAGGGUUAAGAACCUUGUGCUUUGCCGUGGCUGAGAUUUCAGAGAGCGACUUUCAGGAGUGGCGAGCCGUCUAUCAGCGUGCAUCCACAUCUGUGCAGAACAGGCUGCUCAAACUCGAAGAGAGCUACGAGUUAAUCGAAAAGAAUCUUCAACUACUGGGAGCUACAGCCAUUGAGGAUAAAUUACAAGAUCAAGUGCCUGAAACCAUAGAAACUCUAAUGAAAGCAGACAUCAAAAUCUGGAUCCUCACAGGAGACAAGCAGGAAACUGCCGUUAACGUUGGACACUCCUGCAAACUUCUGAGGAAGAACAUGGGAAUGAUUGUUAUAAAUGAAGGCUCUCUUGAUGGAACACGGGAAACUCUCAGCCGUCACUGCACUACCCUGGGUGAUGCCCUUCGGAAGGAGAAUGACUUUGCUCUUAUAAUUGAUGGGAAAACCCUCAAAUAUGCCUUAACUUUUGGAGUGAGGCAGUAUUUCCUGGACUUAGCUUUAUCAUGCAAAGCUGUAAUUUGCUGCAGGGUUUCUCCUCUUCAAAAAUCUGAAGUUGUUGAGAUGGUUAAGAAACAAGUUAAAGUCAUAACAUUGGCCAUUGGUGAUGGAGCAAAUGACGUCAGUAUGAUACAGACAGCCCAUGUCGGAGUAGGAAUAAGUGGCAAUGAAGGCCUUCAGGCAGCUAAUUCUUCUGACUACUCUAUAGCUCAGUUCAAAUAUUUGAAGAAUUUGUUGAUGGUGCAUGGUGCCUGGAACUAUAACAGAGUCUCCAAGUGUAUCCUGUAUUGCUUCUACAAGAAUAUAGUCCUCUAUAUUAUCGAGAUCUGGUUUGCCUUCGUGAAUGGCUUUUCUGGACAGAUCCUCUUUGAGAGAUGGUGCAUAGGUCUUUAUAAUGUGAUGUUUACAGCAAUGCCACCCUUAACUCUGGGAAUAUUUGAGAGGUCAUGCAGAAAGGAGAACAUGCUGAAGUAUCCUGAAUUAUACAAAACGUCUCAGACCGCCCUGGACUUCAACACCAAGGUUUUCUGGGUUCAUUGUUUAAAUGGCCUCUUCCACUCAGUUAUUCUGUUUUGGUUUCCACUAAAAGCCCUUCAAUAUGGCACUGUAUUUGAAAAUGGGAAGACGUCUGAUUAUCUGCUGUUGGGAAACUUUGUCUACACAUUUGUGGUGAUAACUGUGUGCUUGAAAGCUGGAUUGGAGACAUCAUAUUGGACCUGGUUCAGCCACAUAGCCAUCUGGGGCAGCAUCGCUCUCUGGGUGAUAUUUUUUGGAAUCUACUCAUCUCUGUGGCCUGCCGUUCCGAUGGCCCCUGAUAUGUCAGGAGAGGCGGCCAUGUUGUUCAGUUCUGGUGUCUUUUGGACGGGCCUGUUGUUUAUCCCUGUGGCCUCCUUGCUCCUCGACGUGCUAUAUAAGGUUAUCAAGAGGACUGCUUUUAAAACAUUAGUAGAUGAAGUUCAGGAGCUGGAGGCAAAAUCUCAAGACCCAGGAGCAGUUGUGCUUGGGAAAAGCCUCACAGAGAGGGCGCAACUGCUCAAGAACGUCUUUAAGAAGAACCACGUGAACUUGUACCGGUCAGAAUCACUGCAACAAAACCUGCUCCAUGGGUAUGCUUUCUCUCAAGACGAAAAUGGAAUCGUCUCACAGUCUGAAGUGAUCAGAGCAUAUGACACCACGAAGCAGAGGCCUGAUGAGUGGUCAUGA
Rangifer tarandus platyrhynchus (Svalbard reindeer) is the source of this 3498-nucleotide messenger RNA. NCBI's taxonomy places the organism in Eukaryota, Metazoa, Chordata, Mammalia, Artiodactyla, Cervidae. The record is from the annotation of a GenBank genome assembly.